UUAAAUAUAAAUGAAGCUAAAUGCUUUUUCAUCACAAUAUAAACGUGUGGCUCUAGCGCAGCGCAGGGCACCAACUACACCUAAGCCAUCACUCGAAACAAAACAACAAACAAAAGCAAAUGCCAAGGGCAAAAAGGGGAAUUCGAGCUCGAAAUUACGCAACUACUCGGCAGCGUCUGGUGCCCGAUGCGCCCCCGUCACUAUUUUACUGUCCCCACAUGGCCACAUUUCCGCCACCGCCACCGGCUACCACCUGCCGCCUGCGCCCUCUGCUUCUUUAGACCUCCGGAUCGCGCCGAGAUUGAGCCGUAGCCGACUGGUCGCCGCGUCCCCUCUCCCCGCACAGCAGCAGCAGCAGCAGAGGAUGGAGGCGGGCCUGGCGCUGCAGACGCGGGCCGCGGGCUUCGGCUCCGGACGGCGCCGGGGCGGCCUACAGUCGCCCAUCGGGAGCCUGAGAGUCGCUGAUCCGGCGGGAGCUGCGGUUGCCGCGGGCUUCGGCUCCGGACGGCGCCGGGGCGGCCUACAGUCGCCCAUCGGGAGCCUGAGAGUCGCUGAUCCGGCGGGAGCUGCGGUUGCCGUGCGGGCUCGCGGGUCCAAGCCCGUCGCACCGCUCCGUGCCAAGAAAUCGUUCGGAGGUCAUGAAAACUUGCAUAACUCCGUUGACGAAGCUCUCCUGUUGAAGAGGAAAUCCGAAGAAGUUCUGUUCUACUUGAACGGGAGGUGUAUUUACUUAGUAGGAAUGAUGGGUUCUGGAAAAAGUACAGUGGGGAAGAUUAUGUCUGAAGUCUUGGGUUAUUCGUUCUUUGACAGUGACAAAUUAGUGGAGCAAGCUGUUGGAAUGCCUUCAGUUGCUCAAAUAUUCAAGGUUCAUAGCGAAGCCUUCUUUCGGGAUAAUGAGAGUAGUGUCUUGAGAGAUUUGUCCUCCAUGCAACGAUUAGUUGUUGCCACCGGCGGUGGUGCUGUUAUCCGACCAGUUAACUGGAAAUAUAUGAAGAAGGGCCUAUCUGUUUGGUUAGAUGUGCCCUUGGAUGCUCUUGCUAGGCGUAUUGCUAAAGUGGGAACUGCCUCUCGUCCUCUCCUGGACCAACCAUCUGGUGAUCCAUACACAAUGGCCUUCUCUAAGCUCAGCAUGCUUGCAGAGCAAAGGGGUGACGCUUAUGCAAAUGCAGAUGUAAGGGUUUCUCUAGAAGAGAUUGCAUCUAAGCAAGGUCACCAUGAUGUCUCUAAGCUGACACCCACUGAUAUCGCAAUUGAGUCACUUCAUAAGAUCGAGAGCUUCGUCAGCGAGCACACUCCUGAUAAUCCAGCUAGCGACUCGCAAGCUGAGUCGCAGAUCCAAAGGAUACAGACCUUGUAGAACCUUGAUCCUUUUGUUUGUACCGUAGUGUACCACCUAGAGCAUCGUUGAGUUAUUUGUUCGUUGCAUUGUCACGAGGGAGGAGAAAACCUGAAGCAUUUCUUGUUAUAAGCUGUAAAGGAAUGGAAUAAGGGAGAUAAAUCCGAAGUGUACCGUUGGCUGAAACAUCACUUUCUUCA
Molecule: messenger RNA, 1536 nt
Organism: Sorghum bicolor (sorghum)
Lineage: Eukaryota; Viridiplantae; Streptophyta; Magnoliopsida; Poales; Poaceae
Product: shikimate kinase 1, chloroplastic-like
Exons: 10
Coding region: 11-1357 (448 amino acids)
Cellular component (GO): chloroplast
Molecular function (GO): shikimate kinase activity
Source: RefSeq, a predicted model, not a curated record